Molecule: messenger RNA, 3216 nt
Organism: Schistosoma bovis
Lineage: Eukaryota; Metazoa; Platyhelminthes; Trematoda; Strigeidida; Schistosomatidae
Source: the annotation of a GenBank genome assembly
GCGGGCAGUUUUGGGUGAGUCUUACGUUUUUACCGUGCUUAGUGGUUCGAUUGUAGUGACGUUUCAAACUGCUGUAUAAAUACGAGUCACGUUCGGAAGCUUGGCUAUGUCUACAAAUAUAACUCAUCAGCCUUCACAUAUUACUCAUGAUCAGCGUUCAGUUAGUAACAAGUCUUGGUUCCACGGUUGUACGGUGUGGUUUACAGGUCUCAGUGGAGCUGGCAAAACGACUUUGGCAUUUGCUCUAGAACAUCAUCUGGUUAAUCGAGGCAUAUCAGCUUAUGUAUUAGACGGAGAUAAUAUUCGCUCUGGUUUAAAUAAAAAUUUAGGAUUCAGUGAUGAAGAUCGUGUGGAAAAUAUCCGACGUGUCAGUGAAGUAGCUAGGUUAUUUGCUGAUGCAAAUAAUAUUUGUCUAACUAGUUUCAUUAGCCCGUUUGAAAGUGAUAGAAAUGCAGCUCGCAUGUUGCACUCUCAAAACAAUCUACCAUUCUUUGAAGUUUUUCUAGCUACCCCAAUUGAAGUAUGUGAACGUCGUGAUGUAAAAGGGUUAUAUAAACGUGCACGUGCUGGUCAAAUAAAAAAUUUUACUGGUAUCUCUGCGAUUUAUGAAAAUCCAACAAAUCCUGAUUUAAUUUUAAAUACUGAAUUGUAUUCUGUUCAAGAGUGUGUAUCUAAAUGUGUACAAAUGUUAGCUACAGCUGGACUAGUGCCUAACUGUGAUGAAGUAAAUCCAUUUGGUGGUCCUAUGCCCAAAGAAUUAUAUGUGACCGAUCCUCUGGAAGUUCAAAAAUUAAAGGCACAAUGUUUAAGUCUACCUCAUUUAGAAAUUACAGAAUUGGAUCUUCAGUGGAUACAAACACUAGCUGAAGGUUGGGCUACACCAUUAAAUGGUUUUAUGCGUGAAAAUGAAUAUUUGCAAGUUCUCUAUUUUGGUCAAUUACAAGUAUCAGACUGUCCAGUGAUUACAAAUUUCUCGAUUCCAAUUGUAUUAGCUAUAUCAAAUGAGGAUAAAGAAAGAUUUCAUGGGAAUGGUUCAUCGAUAGCUUUCGUAUAUAAAAGUAAUAUAAUUGGAAUGUUACAAAAUUGUGAAUUUUUCCCUCACCGUAAAGAAGAACGAUGUUGUCACAUAUUUGGAACGAAUCAUAUAAAUCAUCCAAGUAUAGAAAUGAUUAUGUCAUCUGGUGAUUGGUUAGUUGGCGGUGAUUUAAAAGUAUUCGAAAGAAUCAAAUGGAAUGAUGGUUUAGAUCGGUAUCGUUUAAUGCCAAAAGAAUUACAUAGUGAAUUAAUAAAAAUGAAGGCUGACUGUGUCUUUGCCUUUCAACUGAGAAAUCCUAUACAUAACGGUCAUGCAUUAUUAAUGACUGAAACUAGACAACAAUUAUUAGAAAAACAUGGAUAUCAUAAUCCUGUGUUAUUACUUCAUCCACUUGGAGGUUGGACAAAGUCAGAUGAUGUUCCACUUAAUGUACGUAUAGCUCAACAUGAAGCUUGUUUAGAUGAAGGUGUUCUUGAUCGUGAUACAACUUUAUUGGCAAUAUUUCCUUCACCAAUGUUAUACGCCGGACCACGUGAAGUUCAAUGGCAUGCUCGUACACGAAUGUUAGCCGGUGCUCAGUAUUAUAUAGUUGGACGAGAUCCAGCGGGUUUACCUCAUCCUAAUGGAACAGGUGUUGAUUUAUAUGAUCCAUCUCAUGGUGCUAAGGUAUUAUCUAUGGCUCCUGGUUUAUCCAACUUGAAAAUUAUUCCAUUUCGUGUUGCUGCCUAUGACAAGACAAUCAACAAAAUGUCAUUUUUCGAUUCAGAACGUUCAUCAGAUUUUCUAUUUAUUUCUGGUACUAAAAUGCGUACAUUAGCUCGUGAAGGUAUGGAACCACCUAAUGGAUUUAUGGCCGAGAAAGCAUGGAAGGUUUUGUCAAAUUAUUAUUGUCAAUUAAAUAAAUCCGUUUAAUUGAAUAAAUGAAAACAAAACAAAAUCUGAAUGAGAUUUAAGAGAUUGUAUGUUUGUUUUUCUUUAAAUGAAGAAGCUAUUUAUUUAUCAGUACAAGUGCAUAUUGUUUCACCAUUUCCAAUGUUUCUUACUCAUUUUCUAUUUAUUCACAUACCUAUAUAUUUUUUUGUGUGUGUAUGUGUACCUGGCUGAAAUCUACGUUUAUUCUUUAGAGAACCUGUGCUCUGUGUUUGUUUUAAUAGUUUUUUUUGCUCUUCAAAACAAAAACGUCUUUUAUAAGAUCGUUUGUCGAAAUUUGAUCAAAUAAUUUCACAGUAUUUUGGCGCCUUGUUGAUGUGAGACGUCAAGAAUGAAGACUGUAUUUUAUUUUGGCUUCUUAUUUGCUGGUUGAUUUGUUUUGUCAUCUCACGUUGUUGUUGUCUUUGCUUGUCAACAUAAUUUCUUUGAAUUGGCUUGCUUUUAAUUUCAUACUUAGGCGUUUUUUACUCUUCCCCUUUCAUGAGAAGUAAAUAUUUCUUUCCAUUUUUUCUCUUGUAUUAUUAUCUCUUAUAUAUCUAUGUGAUUAACUGCUUCUCAGUUUUGGGUUAAUCACAAUUAUCGUCUCAUCACUACAUCAAUCUAACUGAUUAACGAACUAAGUUAAUUUGGCUGUUAUUUUUAAAAUUUAUUUCCUCACUUUUCUUCAAUUCGUCUACAGUUGUUGAUAUUGCCGUUUUUUCUUCACAAUCUCAAUACUUCUAUUUUGAAUUCCAGUAUCUCUUUAUACUUUCAUAGAUACAUACCUUCUUACUCUAUCAUAUCAGACCACCUUCUCAUCGUUACUACAGUUAUUUCAUCUUAUCACACUAAGCUGGUAACGACUAAUCCAUAUCUGUCCGAGGAUCUAUGUUGAAGAUGUUUUAUCUACUGAAUAAUCAAUCAUGUGCCUAGACAAAAAAACACAAAACAAGUGUUAUUGUGAUAAUAGAAAUAUCUUUUUCUGUUUUUAUGUGACUUUUAUGAUUAUUUGUUUUGGUCACAAUCGGUUUUCUGGUUUGUUUGUUUUUUUUUAUUUGGACUAUUCUGUGAUUUUCUUUCUACUGGUUAUUUUCUAAAAGAUUGAUUUGUUGAAUACUUAUUUUUAUGUCUGUAUUAUUACGUGCCUAUAGUAAUACAUGUUUUUUUGUAUGGGAAAGUCGAAGUCCUCUGUUUUAUAUCAGAAUGUACGAAAAUUCCUUCUGUUUUAUUUCAUUCGUCUAGCUCUAUAAAAUAUAGAUGAUUUUGUGUUG